Molecule: messenger RNA, 816 nt
Organism: Phymastichus coffea
Lineage: Eukaryota; Metazoa; Arthropoda; Insecta; Hymenoptera; Eulophidae
Product: ras-related protein Rab-24-like
Exons: 4
Coding region: 200-796 (198 amino acids)
Molecular function (GO): GTP binding; GTPase activity
Source: RefSeq, a predicted model, not a curated record
UACGGCGUCAGAACUGGGACGUCAUAAAGACGUCACGUCAGCCUAUACUGUCCAUUAAAGCGUCAGUGACAGAAUAUCUGUGCAUGCAUUCAAGUCGUUCAACUGUUUUCAAUUGCUUUGUUUUGUACGAAUAUGAUACAUGGGCGUUGUAAAUAGUAAAGUUGUAAUGUAUUUGCAUUAAAUAAAAUACAAGACCAAGAUGAGCCACGUGGACGUGAAGGUAGUAUUGCUAGGCCAUGAGGCUGUUGGCAAAACUAGCUUGAUGCAACGAUUUGUCAACGACAGGUUUAACGAGAAUCUUGCUUACCAAAACACAAUAGGAUCAGCCUUUGCAUCAAAAGAAAUUCAAGUUGGCAACAAAAAGUUAGUUCUUGGUAUCUGGGAUACGGCAGGAAGUGAAAGGUAUCAAGCAAUGACUAAAGGGUACUAUAGAGGUGCAGCUGCAGCAUUAAUUUGUUUUGAUAUGACUGAUCCAGAGACAUUCAAAAGAGCAAAAUUUUGGAUGACCGAGCUCAGAAGUGUUGAAGAAAAUUGUAAAAUGUACUUAUGUGCGACAAAAAAGGAUUUGCUGGACAAUGGUACAGAUGCUAAUCCUAAUUUAGAGGUGGUUGAGAGGUAUGCCAAUGGAGUACAAUCACAGCUCUUUCUGACAUCAAGUAAAACUGGAGAAAAUGUUGCUGAAAUUUUCAAUACAGUCGCUGAGGAUUUCAUAUCGAACCCUCUAAAUGCAAAAAAUCUAGGAGAUUUUAUAACACUUGAAAACAAUAAGAAAAUUUCUCGGUGUUGUCCGUUAUGAUGAGAAGCAAAUGCUGGCCA